Messenger RNA from Alnus glutinosa, 1284 nucleotides. RefSeq lists its product as uncharacterized. NCBI's taxonomy places the organism in Eukaryota, Viridiplantae, Streptophyta, Magnoliopsida, Fagales, Betulaceae. Bases 1 to 1284 code for a protein of 427 amino acids. The transcript has a single exon. The record is from RefSeq and is a predicted model, not a curated record.
AUGGAUCCUUCUUUUACAAUUUUUGACUCUUCAUCCUCUGAUGACGAGUUGGAUAUCAUUUUAGCUUUUUCUGUUGAAGAAGAACGGUUACAUAAUGAAAGAGGCUCAACAUCGCGCCUUGGUUCUGUUCAACGCCGUAGGUUCAUCCAGCGGAAUUCUUUGGAAGGGCACCAACGCCUUUUCUUAGACUAUUUUGCAGAAUCGCCAGUCUAUCCUCCUAAUAAAUUUCGAAGGAGGUUUCGAAUGCAACGUUCUCUGUUUAAUCGUAUUCAAAUUGCGAUAGAAGCUCAUGAACCAUAUUUCGUCCAAAGAAGAAAUGCUGCUAAAAAACUCGGACAUUCUUCCCUUCAAAAGAUGACUGCCGCACUUAGGAUGCUCGCUUAUGGAGUAUCAGGUGAUUUUAUGGAUGAAUAUUUGAGAAUUGCAGAAAACACUGCAACACAGUGUUUGCAUUAUUUUGUUAAAUCAAUUAUUUCAAUUUAUUCUGACAAGUACUUGAGGUCACCAAAUAGCGAUGACAUUACUAGACUGCUAGAGGUGAACACAAGACGUGGAUUUCCAAGAAUGUUGGGGAGCAUCGAUUGCAUGCAUUGGAAAUGGAAAAAUUGUCCAAAAGCAUGGGCAGGUAUGUUUUCUGGUCAUAUUCAUGAACCAACAAUCAUUUUGGAAGCUGUGGCAUCAUAUGAUCUUUGGAUAUGGCACGCAUUUUUUGGGUUACCAGGGUCUCAUAACGAUAUCAAUGUAUUAGAACAUUCUUCUUUAUUUAACGAGCUCGCUGGAGGGCGUGCUCCAUCGGUGAACUAUUCAAUCAACGGUAAUGACUACACAAUGGGAUAUUAUCUCGCUGAUGGUAUAUAUCCUUCAUGGUCAAAAUUUGUAAAAACAAUUCAUGCUCCGCAAGGAAAUAAGAGAAAACAUUUUGCAAAAAAUCAAGAGUCAGUAAGGAAAGAUGUAGAACGUGCAUUUGGGGUGCUUCAAGCACGAUUUGCAAUUGUGCGUGGACCUGCUCGUUCUUUCGAUCAUGAAAUGCUUAAAAACAUCAUGAUGGCGUGCAUAAUAUUGCAUAACAUGAUUGUUGAAGAUGAGCGACAUCUAUACCUUGGAGCAGAUGAUUUUGUUUACGAUCAACUCGAUGAGAGUCUCUACGAACGAGUGCCGCACACUGCGAAUCAACAACUUACGAACUUCAUUGAACGUCAUCAUCGCAUUAGAGACAGAGUAACUCAUUCUCAGUUGCAAUCAGACCUCAUCGAGCAUUUAUGGCAAAUACAUAGCCAAUCAUAA